AGAUCAAUGCAGGCAACAAGGGGCACCGGCGCAGUCGCCAUUGUUUACGCGAUGGAGUCCGUCGUCGAAGAAAAGAAUGAAAAUGAGAAGCCAAUUGACCGAGAAAAGACCUGCCCACUGCUCUUGCGGGUGUUCCUGAACAACUCCAGGCAUCAUUCCAUGAGCGAGUACUCCAGGGGCAACGUGCCGAGCAACGAACUGCAGAUCUACACCUGGAUGGACGCUACCUUGAAGGAGUUGACGAGCCUUGUCAAGGAAGUGAACAGAGAUGCCCGACGGAAGGGCACCUUCUUUGACUUUGCACUGGUGUUCCCAGACGUGCGAGGUCCAGGUUAUCGCAUGCGGGACAUCGGCACCACCUGCUCGGGACAGAAGGGCUCGGACGACAACAAGACCCUCAACGCCUGCCGGUUCCAGAUCGGCGACUACCUGGACAUUGCCAUUUCAACACCUCCCAUGCGCGGAGGACCAGUGCCACCUUCGAGACGGGGCAGGCAGUCUGGCUUCUAGCCAGCGUGACCUCUAGCUUCAAAACAUGUCCCAUCUGUACAAAAUAAACACCUUUCUGUCUUGUAA
Rhipicephalus sanguineus (brown dog tick) is the source of this 576-nucleotide messenger RNA. RefSeq names its product histone deacetylase complex subunit SAP18 (gene Bin1). Lineage: Eukaryota; Metazoa; Arthropoda; Arachnida; Ixodida; Ixodidae. Gene Ontology annotation, cellular component: nucleus. The transcript has 3 exons. Bases 7 to 510 code for a protein of 167 amino acids. Gene Ontology annotation, biological process: negative regulation of DNA-templated transcription. Gene Ontology annotation, molecular function: transcription corepressor activity; transcription factor binding. The record is from RefSeq and is a predicted model, not a curated record.